AUGAUUAGAUCAAAAUCCGAGAUCCGAAUGAAGCGCAACGAGUUCAAAUCUACUAAAUCUCCUAGUGUUGCCGGAUAUUUUCCUCCUCCUCCGCCUUCGUCAACCGUUAGUAGCAACUCACUCGCUCCUCCUAUCGCUGCGGUCUCUGCAGUGGUUCAGAGCAGGACUAUCUUACAAGGAAUUAGUGUCUUUCUCCUCAACAGGGGCUGCAAACGCAUUGCUCUCUUCUACGACAUGCGUACCACCGACUUUGACAUUCCCGAGACUAGCGUUGAUACUAAGGAGUCAAUCACUGGCUGUAAAAUUCGUGGUGAGCAUUCAAAACUUGACCAAAAUUAA
Messenger RNA from Echinococcus granulosus, 339 nucleotides. RefSeq lists its product as hypothetical. The coding region runs from base 1 to 339 and encodes 112 amino acids. The record is from RefSeq and is a predicted model, not a curated record. Lineage: Eukaryota; Metazoa; Platyhelminthes; Cestoda; Cyclophyllidea; Taeniidae. The transcript is spliced from 2 exons.